AUGGCGGAUCAUGACUCCAAAGCAGAACAGAAGGUCAUGACUAAGAAGAAGAAGCGAAAGCAUAGAAGCGGAGAAGAAAGAGAAUCUCAACAAGGACCUCCAAAAGCCUAUCGUAUUGAUCCGUCGGAGAGAGAAAUUGAGGAACGCAAAGCAGAGUCAGAAGUUGAGAGAGAAACAAGAGUGAAACUUGACCAUGGGCAUCCUUGGGGAAAUCUGCAACUAAUUUUAUCACUUCAGGACAAAGAUAUUGAUAUUCAGAAAGAACUUCCUUGCAGAAAAGUCGAAUUGGCAUUUGAUUAUGUGAAACUGAAAGCUAGCGAAGAAGAGGAUGACAGCGGCCAAGUUCUAGAGACAGUUAACAUUUCACGAGUAAUUGUGUUCCUCAACAAUUGGGUCCUGUCAUUGUUGAUUUCUUCAGAAAAGACAAUUAGAGUUGAAGGAAAUAAAUUUGAGCCUAGCACCAUUUGGUAUUGCUUUGAUUGCAGAUGCUGGGAGAUAUUCAAGUUCUGCUUAGAGGAGUCUUUGAAAAUGCAUAUUUCAUUGAGCUUCUCAAAGGACUUGUUACGUGUUAUUCACUGCAUUGCAAAAGAUGCAUUGUACCAACUGAAUCACGUGUCCCAGCAUUUUGAGACGUCAGUUUGUAGUGGUGACAGGUUUGAACUGCACAGUAUCGUUCUUGAUUGCAUUUCUUUGGUUUUCACAUCCCAUGGUGGGGUUUCAAAUGAAAAUUUGGACUUAUGGAUUUCGACUAUUGGUACACUUCUUGAGCUUAUCCAUAAAAUACUAAGUGACAAGCUUGUUGGUGGUAAGGUUGGUAUGUUUGUCCUGCGGUUGUCUUGUAUUAUGCUUGAACCAUUUGCAAGGUUUUUGAGGGUCCAUCCAGCUCGGAAAAAUGGUUUCCGCGAUUUCAUAGAUAAGCUGCUUGAGCCUCUGCUGAAUCUGUUGGAUGUGAUAAAUAUUUAUGUUUCUGGCAAAUGCCCCGAGUGGACAAGAAAUCUAUUGAAUUUGGUUGAAGUUGUUCUGUCUCAGGGUUGUUCCACCCAGCUCACAUUGAUGGGUUUUUGA
Ilex paraguariensis (yerba mate) is the source of this 1065-nucleotide messenger RNA. The record is from the annotation of a GenBank genome assembly. Lineage: Eukaryota; Viridiplantae; Streptophyta; Magnoliopsida; Aquifoliales; Aquifoliaceae.